Messenger RNA from Trachemys scripta elegans, 4763 nucleotides. Its product is annotated as heat shock 70 kDa protein II-like. Gene Ontology annotation, molecular function: ATP-dependent protein folding chaperone; heat shock protein binding; ATP binding. Lineage: Eukaryota; Metazoa; Chordata; Testudines; Emydidae. The transcript has a single exon. The record is from RefSeq and is a predicted model, not a curated record. Gene Ontology annotation, cellular component: cytoplasm. The coding region runs from base 2022 to 3974 and encodes 650 amino acids. Gene Ontology annotation, biological process: cellular response to unfolded protein; protein refolding.
CAAACCACUGAGCUAUAUCUCCCCCCAAACAGUGACUCCAUGUAGGGAGCAGGGGUUCAUGUAGAUGUAGGGGACCAUGACUGUCCAGCUUGUGGGAACAUGGCACUACCUGCAAAAAUGUAAAGACUAAAACUGGCUUGAUGCAAGGAAUAAAGGACUUGACUAGAAAAGCUGAUGGCAGUACAGAAUGAGGUCUGCCAAACCUCAUGACCUGGCUAAGGAAAGGGGUGUCCUAUUCUUUGCCGAGCUCUUUGAGCAUCAGCCUGUGUCACAGCUGCUAUAAUCACUAUGGAAAAAUGUUUGAUCAGCUGAAUGGCAGUGUUCACAAAGGUGCUAUGCUGCUGCAGGAAAUUCAGUAAGAAGCAUUCAAAGGUGCCUGUGCUUCACGGGUCUCCCAGUACAACUCCACAAGUAGAAUAUUCAGGCUCGUUUAUUAUCUUGCAAAACCUGGUAGGCUUGUUUCAGAUCUCCCCGGGGCGGCCAGCUUUGCAGCAGCGGAUGGCUUGGACGCUGGAUGAAAGAACUGUUUGGUCCUUAUGGGAGCCAAAAUUGCUGAGUGGAUGGCUCAAAUGACGUAUGAAAAAUGUUGUUAUGGUGGAGAUCCCCCCGGCUCACCUGGAACUGGAUUGGAAUCAAUAUCAACCUAAAAGUGAAAGGCUCUGUAAUUCAUUUACCUCAGCCGCCCACAAGCAAGCCAGCCAGCCUUCCUAAACUGGGGCCAGAUUGGAACUGGUGUUGUAAUAACCCUGUAUCCCAUUCCAUAGAGUCUGUUUUUGGACGUUUAUGACCAACAGCUUGGAGAGUAAAUAGUUUGGAGGAUCGGGGAGUACAAGUUGCCAAAGAAAACUUGAGUCAGCUUCCAUUCCCUUUCACGUUGUAGGGUUUUUCAAUAGCCCGUCAGUUACUUCUGUACGUUUUAUGAACAGAUAUUUCCAGUUUCUGACUCUCCUUGUGUCCAGUGCUCUGUGAAUAAUUAACUUGCUUUUUGCAAGUCAUAAAAAAUGUGUCCCAGAGAUCCUCAUCCAGUGCUGAAAUGCAGCCAUCUCUGGGCUGAAGCAUGGUAGCUGUUAACAACCACACAGCAAAGCUGCACAAAGAUCACUCAUCCAGCAAAAGUGCACCUGUCUCUGGGGUGGGGCAUGGCAUGGUGUGCAACAGUUUAGUGCAAGGAGAAAACCCAAUCCAGUUGAAAUCUAGGGAGACAGAAUGGAGUUAGCUGGUUUGGGCUAGACACGUUAGCAAACUCCAUCAUCCUAAUACUCUGACCUCCAGACUGGAAUGUGUCUGGUUCAAAAGAUGCCAUGGCAUUUCCCCGAAGAGUAUGAGCAUUAAAACCCUAGAUCAAGACUUUCAAAAUCGACCAAUGAGAUGCCCAACUUGAGGAACCUUAAAGGGGCCUGGUUUUCAGAAAGUGCUGAGCCACCUGGUUAUGAUGUGAUUCUUUGAUCUACGUCAGGGGUCGGCCCGCGUGCCAUAGGUUGCCUGCCCCCGAUCUACACAUUCCAAUCUGGGGGCUGGUCUGGAUUUAUUUCUGGAUGUUUUCUGGAAGGCUGGUCUUGCUGUUAAGCCAUUGAGUUAGGAUUUAGGGACUUGAGCAACCCACUUUCCCACCUCAUCAUGAUCAUAUGGCAACCCCCAUGAUGGGAUGGUUGAGAUAAUCAAGAGAACACUCCACGGUGAGUAAAGUGGACAUAGUUUCUGCUGUUAUUGGCUGAAGGCCUUCAACUGUAUUGUGACAUGUCUGUUGUGAGGUCAUCAAGGUGUAUGCAGAGGCUGCAGAGUGCAUUGAUCAAGAGAGGCAGCAGGAGGAACAGCUGCCACUUCUAGCCCAGCUGAGUGAGGGGGACCCAGGGAAUGGGGUACCACCAGCCCUGCUGAGAACUUGAUGCACCGAUGACGUUACUCACCCUGUUGAGGGAAACCUGCAUCAAAGAAGGGCUUACCACCAGCUCUGCUGAGGGGAAUUUUAUGAGAGGUUACCAGCCUAUGAAGAGAAUCCCUCUUGGGCAGAGUGUAACAUCAUGGAGAAGAAUUCACCCAAGCCUGCACUGAAACACCCAGCAAUUGGUAUCGACUUGGGCACCACCAAAUCCUGCGUGGGCCUCUUCCGAGACGGCAAGGUGGAAAUAAUUGGCAACAACCAGGGCAUCCGCACCACGCCCAGCUGCGUGGCCUUCACUGAGACGGGGAGGUUGAUCGGGGAUGAGGCAAAGAACCAGGCAGCCCUCAACUCUCCUAACAUCAUAUUCAGUGCCAAGCGCUUGAUUGGCCGAACGUCUGAAGACCCUGUUGUGCAGGCAGAUGCGGCGUUCUGGCCCUUCCAGAUAGUGAAAGCUGAAGGAAAGCCCCAGGUGCAGGUGUCCUACAAGGGAAAGGAGAAGGUUUUCUACCCAGAGGAGAUUUCUGCCAUGGUGCUGGGCAACUUGAAGGAGAUGGCUGAGGACUACCUGGGCCACCCCAUCACCCAUGCCAUUGUUACUGUGCCAGCCCACUUCAAUGACUCCCAGCGCCAGGCCACCAAAGACGCUGGGGCGAUCGCCGGCCUCAAGGUGUUGAGGAUCCUCAGUGAGACUACAGCUGCCGCCCUGGCCUACAGCCUAGACAACCCUAGCAAUGGAGAACACAACGUGCUUAUCUUUGACCUGGGCGGAGGAACCUUCAAUGUCUCCGUCCUCACCAUGGAUGGGGGCAUCCUCGAGGUGAAGGCCACCUCUGGGGACACCCAUCUGGGAGGGGAUGAUUUUGACAACUGCCUGGUGAGCUUCUUCAUAGACGAAUUCCUAAAGAAACAUCAGGAGGACAUCAGCAAGGACAGGAGGGCCGUGUGGAGGCUCAGGAGGGCUUGCGAGGCAGCCAAACGCACCCUGUCCUCCAACAUCAAAGCCAGUAUCGACUUGUACUGCCUGUACAAAGGGAUCGAUUUCCAUGCAGACAUCACCCGGGCCCAGUUCGAGGAGCUGUGUGCUGACCUCUUCCGAGGGACCCUGAAGCCCGUGGAGAGGGCGCUGCAGGAUGCAAAGCUGAGCCAAGUUCAGAUCCAUGAUGUUGUCCUGGUGGGCGCCUCCACACGCAUCCCCAAGAUCCAGGAACUGCUGCAGGAUUUCUUUGGCGGCCGGCAGCUGAACAAAAGCCUCAACCCGGAUGAAGCUGUCGCCUAUGGGGCAGCUGUUCAAGCCGCCAUCCUGAUCGGAGAGAGGUCAGAGGUCACGAGGGGCCUGCUCGCCCUGGAUGUGGUGUCCAUGUCUCUGGGGAUUGAGACGGAUGCAGGGAAGAUGCAUACCCUGAUCAGACGCAACACUGCCAUCCCUGCGGUGGUAACUCGGACCUUCACCACCUUCGAUGACCAUCAGCCUGACCUGCUCAUCCGGGCCUAUGAGGGGGAGAGAGCUACUGCCAAGGAGAACCACCUGCUUGGCCGUUUCCGUUUGAAGGACAUUUCCCCUGCCCCCCGUGGCAUGGUCUUGGUGGAGGCGACCUUCUAUAUUAACGCAGAUGGCAUCCUGACUGUGUUUGCCGUGGACAAAGUCGCCGGCAAUGCCAACCCCAUCGCUGUGGAUGCCAAUAAGGGGCGACUGAGCAGAGAGGAGAUACAGAAGUUAGCGGCGGAGGCUGAGAAAUACCGAGCUGAGGACAGGGCACAGAAAUGGAAAUUGGCCACCAAGAACUACCUUCAGUCCUGCGCUUUCAGCGUGAAGCGGACCUCGGAAGAUAUCCUUAACUACUUCACCUUGCAGGCCAAGAAGAAGGUGAUGGAGAAAUGUCAGCUGGCCUUCUCCUGGCUGAGUCCAACUGGAUGGCUGAAGAGGAGGAGGUCAGGCCCUAUGAAAAUGGUCUCGGGGAACUCCCUCCCAGGACUUAAACGCCUCAGUAACAGCACCACGGGCAUCAACAGAACAAAACCAAACAAGUUCGUGGUCACCACUUGCAGCUGGACUUUCCAGUUUACCCAAACUACCACUGUGAUCUACCCAUAGGAAGUCCUAGCAGGGACCACGGAAGCUAGGCUGGCUGGUUGCUGUUGAUUUACCUGGAUUUACCAUCUGAUAGAGCCAAUUCAUAAAUGGGACCCCUCCAUGAAUAACAGCCAUCGGUCUCAAUAAAUUCUGCUUCUCAUACAUGUCUGUACAGGUGCAUUUACUAAUUACUGGGCAAAUAGCACACUCCAUGGAGUGUAUGCCACAGAUGUAUUUGGGCUGCGAGGUUUAAAGGAGCCUAAGAGAGUUAGGUGCCAAAUCCCAUUGAACUUGACUGGGAGUUGGGCACUUAAUUUCCUUAAACUCCUCCAAAAUACUAGCCUUGGCGUCACAGUCUGUCAGUUGUAUAGGGACUUUUGAACAGGUUUGUGUGUUUAAUGUAGAACCUAUAGAAAAUGUCUCUUUUCCAAAGGAUAACCUAGAAAUUUCCAAAUUUUAGGGAGAGAUUCUAGUCUGUUAUGCUAGGGUAAAUCUGAAGUGACUCCAUUGAACCUAGCAGAGUAAGGAGCAGAUUCUGAUCUCAGUUACACUGGGGUAAAUCUGGAGUAACUCCAGUUAAGUCAAAAUGGUUAGGUACAGAUUUUGAUCCGCUACCCAGAUGUAAAUCUGUAUUGACUCCGGAGAUGCGUAUCUUUUCAGAUAUAUCCCCUCUUAUUUGUCUCCUCUGUAAUCUAAACAGCCUAUAUCUUUUAUAAACUGAUUGAGUGUCCAGACCUCCAAAACAAUUCCUUAGCUACUUACCUUUGGAUCUCUUCUUUAUAAAUAUAUCAAAGGGAUAAAUAUGAGGGA